AUGGUAGACACGUAUUCAAAUACACAGCCCGACGCGCUUCAAGAGGCGGCCACCUCGUCAGACUUGUUUGAUCACACUAGCCGCCUACCCGUCGAGAUACUUGAUCAGGUCUUCCUAUGGACGCAUGCACUAUACGUAACAGAUAAUGGAGCCACCGUGAUGCCCAAUUGCGCAUAUCUGUCUCACGUGUGCCGACGAUGGAGGGAGGUUGCCUUACGGUGCCAGACGCUCUGGUCGGACGUUGUCCGUCCAACAUACGAGGCCACACAGUUCUGCCUCGCUCGUUGCCCCACGCAUCCCCUCAAUCUCUUCAUCGGGUCGCGCUAUACACAGGUCGACGACGACUCAGAGACGUAUCGCGAGGCGGUGGACCUGGCGUUCACCGUUGUCCAACGAGCCGAUGCAAUCAGAGUCAGAUUGGACGUUACGCGCGGACCGCCUCUCGACCUCGCGGGGGCGUUGACGUUCUGGAACCAUAUAUUCGGUCUUAAAGCGCUUCUGAGUCGUAUUGACCCUUUCCCUGCACGCGAGCUCGAGAUCGAGUACGGGUCAGAAACCGGUGACACCUUCAACAUCGACGGACUGUUGCAGCACUCUCCUCGGAGGCUCGCUGUAGCGCACUUGUCUGGUUGUACCACGACAAUGCCACGAGAGUUUUCCUCGACACAUCUCCGAGAGCUUCGACUCCACAAUAGCGUUCUUUGGCACGACGUGGAUGAAUUGGUUGCCUUUUUGCAAGCUGUACCUCUCUUGGAAACUCUGGAGUACUCAUACGAUCAAAAUCGGCACACGGACAUGGUUUAUUCUCCCCCUUCCGACUCCCUUCCUGAGGUCACCCUCAAGUACCUUCGGCAUGUCAACCUUCGAAGCUUCUGGCGCGAGGAUGUCAUGAUUUACACCGUACUGCGCCAUUCUCCCAGGAUGAACGCUUCCAUCGCGCCUCGCGCCUCACAUGAACGUGCCAUCGACACAACCCAUCUCGGGCUCCUCGAGCAUGCAGGCGAUAGCCUGAUCAUGCUCAUGUAUGCAUUCCGUGAAAGAUAUUACGAGACCCCUCUCUCCUGCAUGACAGUCGGCCUUGACAUAUCCUUCCACGCCGAUGGUCGUGGUGUAAACGUCCGAUACCUAUAUGUUACCAGAGCACCCGAGUUGGGGAAACUCCAGUAUCUUCAACAACGUGUGCAAGGACGUCUCAAAAGCGGGCCACCCCUCUCGCUGGAUGUGUGCCUGCCACAGGAUAUGAAGUUGAUGGACAAUGCCGCCGAUCGGUUUUCCAUGCUCGUACGGGGGGUCACUAGCGCAGACUGCCGGCCCCAUAUACUGCGCUUCGACGGGAACCUGGCCACCUUCGACAUCGCACUUCUCUCCGUGAUCACACGGGCCACAAUCUCGCUCGUCUUGAGCCAGCUCAGCGACAUGCGAGCGCUCAUUGCUAUCCUCCCCGAUCUACCGCUCGCCCGCGCUUUUCGUCACCUCGUAUCCAUCGAGAUCACUAUCGACGACUUGCCAGAACAUCCGGCAGUCCUGCACGAACUCUCAAAAGCGCUGCAAGACGCGGAUGCAUCAUUAUCCAAGCGUGCGAGGCUGUUCUGGCACCCGCGGGCUCGUGAAGUGCUUCAUCCUCCCUCAUGCGGUCAUGCUACUGGGUUCUACACAUCGGCCUCACGAUGGCACGGUGAACUCGGAAGCACUGUCAAUGCGUCGGAUGGCUUGGCGAACACAGGCGCCGAACUCCCUCCCAUCCCGGACUACGUGCGCCUACUACCUCCGCAGACGGAUGACACGGUGGUGCACGGUCCGCCUCUCGAGGGACCCAAGGUGACCACCUCACUCCGACCGGUGACAAACCCGGAGGUGAGGGCAAAGCCUGGGAAGAGGCCGAAGUGGAAGCCGGCCGGCGGCGCGCAUCGCGGUCGAGGGCGUACACAAUGGACCAAGAAGUCAAAGCUGGCCGCUCUCAUCAGCUCCCGUGUGUCGCCGAAGAGGUUUUGGAGCACGUACAAACGGCUACUGGAUCCGCGGCGGAGAGCACCGAAGGUCUCUAUCACGGGGUUGCUGGCUACGUUCAAGAAACGCAUGAACAAGCCCAGCGUCCCGCACCCAACGUUCAACCGGUUCGCACAGGUCGCCGCGCACGCUGAGGCACAGAACCUCGCCGCCGUCACACCGCUUAUUGCUCCGGACGAUACAUUCACGAGGCCCUUCACAGCAGAGGACAUUGCGUCGGUUAAAGCGGAUAUUAAGGAUGGUGCGAACUCGGGUGCGCCCGGCUUCGACGGGGUACGGAAGUCCCUCUUCAUGGACAUGGACAAUGAAGCACUCGCAGCCCUCCUGAACGAAUGUGUCGCCCGCCAAGAUGCGCCCUCCGUGUGGCUGAAGACCGUCAUCGUCGGUAUCAUGAAGAAAGGUCUGCCGGAGCACGAUCCCAACAGCUACCGCACGAUUGGGCUGGAGUGCGUCGUACUAAAGGUCAUGACCCUGCUCAUACACAAGCGCCUAUAUGCGUGGGCGGAAGCCAAUAACAUCCUCCCGCCAGCGCAGAACGGCUUCCGGCACGGGUUCCGCACGAACAACAACGUCUUCAUAAUGCGAACGAUCCUGGAGAAGUACCGACCCUCGAAACAACCGGUCUACGUCGCGUUCAUAGACAUAAGUAACGCCUUCCCGUCCACAGACCGCGAUAUCCUCUUCGUGAAGCUACAGCGCAUGGGCUGUGUCGGGCCGGUUGUAGAUUGGCUGCGGCGCCUCUAUAAGGACAUGGCCUACGUCGUACAGCUAGAGGGCGCUUACUCGGAAGAGUUCAGCUCAGACAUCGGCGUCCUCAUCGGCGACCCCUCAUCCCCUACGCUCUGGAAUCUCUUUCUCUCAGACUUCUGCCCGCCGGAGGACGAACAGGACCCAAUCAUCGCGGGCGUCCGGAUGCCGAUUCUCACCCAUGCAGACGACAUGGUAGGGAUGAAGCUCGGGGAUCGGGGCAUGCAAGCACUGCUGUCUUAUGUCGGCAGAUACAGCUCGCGCAGCCAGGUCGUAACGAACGCCAUCAAGACGAAGAUGCUGUGCGUCGGCCCGAUCCCCAAGCACCCAACGACGUUCCACCUCCAGGGUAUCCCCAUCCAGUACGUCACCGAGGCAGACUACAUCGGCAUCCCAUGCUGCACAACGGUGAAGGACUUCUUCGACCUCGUCUACGAACGAGCCGCCGCUCGGGCCAACUGGGCGGCACUCGCGAUCACCGGUGCUAGAUCGGUUGUAGGUCGCCUACGACCGGUCGACGCUAAAACGCUCUACGACGCGCGGGUCGAUUGCUACCAGAUCCUGGCGGCGGACGUCGUGCCAGACAUUGGUUCGAAGAUAGAUGCGCUCGAGAAGAUUCAACAGGCCUUCGCAAGGCGGGUCCUCGGACUACGAAAGCGGUCGCUCAUCAUCCCGCUCUACACGGAACUCGGGAUGGUGCCGAUCCGGUACAGGCGCCUGAAACUUGCGCUUCGCUUUCUGCGCUACGUCGUCACGCAGCCCGCAGGACGCUACGUGCGACUGGCCAUGCAGGAGGCGAUACAGAUGUUCGAUGCCGGCAUCCCAGGCUGGCUGGGGGACCUGCGCCACGCCCUCCUGCGCCUCCCUCACCCUGUCGAGCUGCCGAAGAACACCCGCACGCUGUGGAACCCCGCUACCGCAGAUGACCUCAUACGGUCGGUGGACGCUUCCCUGCAUGCGGAGCUGCAAGACGCGAUCAUGACAUACCCGCGUCUCUACCUACUGCGGGACCGCACAGAGCCGCAGAAACGGGGUCGCCCUACGAAGCCUGUCUUGCAACUGAGGCACUACCUCAUUAGCAUUACGGACGACGACGAGCGUAUUGCGCUCACGAAACUGCUCGUCAGCGAUCACCCAUUCGCCCUGGAGCAGUUCCGCUGGUCGUCGACGCGCAACGGGAUCGAGAGACUGAAGGUCGCCAGGGAGGACCGACUGUGCCGACUAUGCGGCCUAGCAGUCGAGUCCCCGGAGCACGCGCUGCUCGUCUGCGAGGGCGUACAGGAGCUCAUAGACGCACGGAAGGCAUUCGCAGAACAAGUGCGCGUUGCCUGUCCAGACUUCGUCAACAGCUUGCCCUCGCUAGAUGCCGAGACGGUGCUCGUGGCCCUUAUCUCUACGGCGGAGGUUGCGGUGCUUUUAGGUGCUUUCACGAAGACAGUUUUCAAUAUCUACGACUCCUAUGCGCUCGAGUGGCCCACGUUAUACACUAGACGUGUAAAUAGGGGGAGUGAAGUUGUUGAGGAAUAA
Molecule: messenger RNA, 4281 nt
Organism: Peniophora sp. CBMAI 1063
Lineage: Eukaryota; Fungi; Basidiomycota; Agaricomycetes; Russulales; Peniophoraceae
Source: the annotation of a GenBank genome assembly